Molecule: messenger RNA, 1183 nt
Organism: Pyricularia oryzae 70-15
Lineage: Eukaryota; Fungi; Ascomycota; Sordariomycetes; Magnaporthales; Pyriculariaceae
Product: 37S ribosomal protein S25
Exons: 2
Coding region: 216-995 (259 amino acids)
Cellular component (GO): mitochondrial small ribosomal subunit
Molecular function (GO): structural constituent of ribosome
Source: RefSeq, a predicted model, not a curated record
GAAAUUCCAGUCCGCCGAAAUUUCGGUGCCAUCGCGCGCCGGGGGAAGUCAAUUCGACAAACCGCUAAUUAUACAUCACCCUCAAUCCGACGCAACAGACUUUCUGCAAAACCUGUGUGUGGGACGGUGACUUGGGGGAGACAAAAAUCAAAAUCAUCUGCCAUUCGAUCCUCCCAAGUUUGCGGUUUGCGUCUUCGGGGCGCUAUCAUUCUACAAUGCAGAGGCUUCGCGCCCGCGACCUUCGGGCCGUCGACCUCUAUCGGACAGUAAAAUCGAACCUGGACACCAAAUUCAGUCUGCCGGGAAUGCCGCCGGGAAGGGAACACCGGCAGGUUCCUCCUCCAUGGCUGCAGGCCAUGCAGAAGAUCCCACCUUCUGAAAUUCUUACCAGACCGAUUCCGAUCCAACACCAAAAGCCGAACCCCAAGGCCAGGAAGCCCAAGAACAUUUUUAGACCGCAAAAGAUUGUUUACGAGGAAGACGAACUACGAAAGACCUUCUACCGUGACCACCCAUGGGAGCUCGCUCGGCCAAGGGUGAUUCUUGAAAUUGACGGCAUGGACUCGCACUACUGCGACUGGAGCCAGGGGUUGGAACAGCCUAGCAUCCCUUUGUCCGGAGAGAGUGUGGUGCAACGUCAACUAUGGUUGAUGCACAACGAAGGCAUGACUAAAGAAAAGGCAUAUGACCUCGUGCGCCGUGAGUUCUACGCGCUGAGACAAGAGGAGGAAGUGGAGAGGAGAAUAGCACAAGAAGAAGCCCGGAUGGUCGGUGCCUACUUCGGCAAGAACCGUCUGCAGAUCGGUAACGAGUUGGAGGACCACGAGUACGAAAGGUGGAAAGAUUGGGCCGCUACUGAGAUGGCCAAGGCUGAGGCUGAGCGCGAAAACGCAAUGCCUACUUUCGGAGGAAAGGCGAAGGACGCAGAGGCGUCGAUCGACGAUCUCAUGCUUGAGGGCAGCAUGGAUGCGAUUUUGGAAGAGAAGAAGGCAUAAACUGGUGUACGAAAAAGAAUUGACCAGAGGUAUACGCCUACUAAUCUGGGAAGGGUGUAUUGUAAGACCAGCAAUUGUGUAUAACUUCAUGCUACAAUAUAGACAGGUACCAGUUACCGUCAAAGCUUCAGAUCAAACCCUUUCCGCUUCUGUGAUCUUUGCGAAAUCGGGGGCUUGGAACAGCUGCA